Messenger RNA from Cylicocyclus nassatus, 1996 nucleotides. NCBI's taxonomy places the organism in Eukaryota, Metazoa, Nematoda, Chromadorea, Rhabditida, Strongylidae. The record is from the annotation of a GenBank genome assembly.
UGCAGAAUGACCUUGAUGUGAGUGCAUCAUUGCCCUCACAGCUCCCUCACAACAAUGUCGACGCAAGAUUAUACGAGUGUUCCUAGUGAUGUACAUAUGACUACAAAUGAAGGCACCGGCGAUAGAUGGGAUGACACUGGGCCGAUCAUUGGCGAACUACGGGAAAGGACCGCCAUUGCAAUAAAACUACGUGAUGUUUUUAUUGACAAUAACUUACGACCAAGUCAACGAAUAUUUUGUAUAGGCACAUCUGUCAUAUUGUGCAGUAUCUUGUUCAUAAUAUUUAUAUAUUUGUUACUUGGAUUUAAUCAAGUGAUGCAUGAUAUUACCGUACAAGAACAACAACAAAAUCAAGGACUGCAUAUGAUCCCUGAUCUUGGCACUAAUAUCAGCAAUAGUAUCUUGAAUCUCAUCGGAGAUAAUGUGGCGAAGGGACGAUACAUCGAGAUUAUUCGUGAUUAUCUGGAAGCUUACAAAAAAGAGCAGCUGUCACGAAAGAACUUCACGAAGGAGUGCAGUCCAUUGGAAAAGCCUCCACAUGCUUGGUGCCACUUCCCUUUGAAAAUUUUUGAGGAAGCUGGAUGUACUGAAAACAAUCGGUAUGGGUACGACAGCGGAGAACCAUGCCUGCUGUUCGAAUUGAGAUUGGAGACCAGUUGGACCCCGAAAUUUCAGACCUACGAACACAGACCAAACGUCACCGAUCUGCUACUUAGUUGCAACGUGUAUGAUUUUCCGAAGAGGGAAGAGAGUACGAAUGUGAAGUAUAUCCCAGAAUUUAUUGGUAGUCAUACAUGUGGGGCGUUUCCACUCAAUAAGAUUCCUUCAAGAGCAAUCUCUGAUACCACAGGAAGGGAUGUAGCUGAUGAAAAUGGCGAAACAUUAUAUGAUCAGCCACCAUUGGUAAUGGUGAAGCUACGGCUUUCCAAGAGUAUUCACACCACAGUUCGCUGCUAUGUUGAAAAGAGAUCUGCACAAUACGCUGAUGUUUCGAAUAUUGCCGAAAUGCCAGGAAAUCGUUUUGUUCAGUUUGAUAUCCUGUAUCGAGCAAGAAAAUGGAAAGACUGGAGAAAUUCUCUCGUCGCAGCAGAAUCAAGCCACAACACUUGGUGACCAUAGGAUGUCUCUCCAUGGUACUAGCUUAUAUGGUUUAUCGCUCAAAUAGGCACUUGACAGCGCGUUUUGGACAGUCACAAAGCUAUCAUAUUGAUGAUUUAUUCAAUACGAAGCCAUCAUACCAUCAGCAAAGAAGUGUUGCUGAGGACCAAAUAGAGCAAGUUCUCGAGAAAACUACGGAUGAGGACGCAGCAGAUAAUGGUGAUAAUUUCAGCAGUCACAGGCAGCAAGGGACCGAGCUUGAUCUGGGUCAAAUAACUACAGCAAUAAACAAUGAUCAAAAUCAAGAAGACCUUGAACGCCAAAAUGGAAAUGAUAUCGCGGCGAUUCCUCCCUCAGCACGAGAACAUUUGCAAUUUGUUGAAGAAAUCCCAAAAACUGUCAACAUUACUCUCAACGUAUCAAGUUCAAACUCUGUACCGUUGCCAAAUCUGGAGACUAUUCUGAGUAUGACGACGGAGGAAGUGUCAAGUAGCAGUGUAGCUGAAAUUGUCACUUCACCUACGGACGAUAUUGCUAAUCCAGGCUACGUUAGAAUCCCAGAGGAAACUUCUACGAUUGUUGAGAGCACCUUGCAAGGAAGAGGUUUCGAGGAAAAUCCUACUAAAAAUAUGAACAUUACUGAGACGACGACUAUAGUGAAUCUAGAAGAUAACUCUUUUUCUACAACUACCAGCAGCGGGAAUAAUCUCACAAAAAACAUAAAGGACAGUAAUAACCAAGCAACUAACGAAACUGAACUCUUUGCAAGCACAGCGAAUCAAGUUAAUAACCAAGAAUUGACCACAUCAUAUCAGCACAUUGUGAACUUCGGUGAAAUCAGCAGUCGUGACAAUUAUUCUCAACUCGAGAGGAUAAACCCGUAUGUAACGAUGAAAUU